AUGGGAGUUCAAGGUCUGGAUACCUUCUUAGACAACCACCAGAGGAUCUUCCGGGACGUCGAGUUCAGGAUGAGCCGGCUGGUGGUGGACGGAUCCAACCUGCUCUACCUGCUGUACUUUAACUCAGGUCUGGACCAGAAUCACGGCGGGGAGUAUGCUGCCUUUGAGGCCCUGAUUGAAAGGUUCAUAGUAGCACUCAGAACCUGUGAGGUUACUCCAUAUGUGGUUUUGGAUGGAGGAUCAGAUCUCACAGACAAGAAGCUUGAAACCGUGACAAAGAGAGCUGAGGACCUGAUUGAGAAGGCCCAUCAAGCAGCGGUGGGUGGUGGAAAGGAAAAAAUCCUACCGCUGCUGGCCAAGCUUGUGUUCAAACAGACACUGGCCCGACUGGAGGUUCUAGUGGCCCAGUGCUUCGGAGAGGCAGACCAGGAGAUAGCCGCCCUGGCCUCUGAGUGGAACUGCCCAGUGCUUUCUGGCGACAGCGAUUUCUACAUCUUUGACCUCCCAGCGGGGCUGCUGCCCUUCUGCUACUUUCAGUGGGAGAAUGUGAAGCUGAAUGGCUUGCAGAGCUUCAUCGCCUGUAAGAGGUACUACACCUCCAGCUUCUGCAUCUUCUUUGGGAUUCAGCGCCAACUCUUGCCCACCUUUGCUGUGCUUGGUGGGAAUGAUUACGUGAAUCUGCAGACGAUCAGCUGGACUCAGUUUGCCCCAUCAGACAACGAGACGCUGAGUAACUUGGAGAAGUUGAGUAACUUGGAGAAGCUGCUGUGCUGGUUGAAGGGCUUCCAGCAGCCUCAGGAAGCCCUGGAGGCAGCAUUGGAGCUGAUGGGAGAACUAAGCAAGAACAGCAAGGCAGAGCUGCUGCAGAAUCUGUUUGUGGGGAUGGAGGAGUACCAGGUGCCCUUCAGUUCCCUGACGGGGUUCUUCCUCCACAGGAUGGCCCCAUUGUUCCCAGCAGUCAAAGAGGUGAUGGGUCUUGUCCCGGACUGGACUCGACUUCCUUUGAUGCAGGCCCGACUGACCCCAGAUGUCCUGGAGGUGUUAUUGCUGAAAAGGAUGAGCCUCAGCAUCACUGUGGGACACAAAGACCUGCCCAGUGUUAACCUGACCUCCAGGCCGCUCCGCCAGGUGAUGUACGAGCUGCUGCUGGGUGAACAGAGGUCAGUGCCUGUGGAGGAGAGGGACCGAGAGGGGCUAAAGCUGACGUUCAUUCCAGUCAAACCAACCUGCAGCAAGGUCGUUCAGCGUCUCAGACUCAACUCACUGAACAAGGCAAAGCUGUCUGAACGUCUCCAGGUCCUGCUGGAGGCCCUGGGGGUGACCGAGGCCACACUGAGGGUUCUGUCGCCUCAGCUGCGCCUCCCGGUGGCCGUCACCUGCUACUGGCUACAGAGAGCUCAGCCUCCACCAGACCUGAAGCUGCUGAAGGCGCUGCUGCUGGGAAUGACCAACGAGAACGUACUGAGAGCCAGAGAAGCUACGCAAGUUCAACAUCCACACGGUAAACUAAAGCUGGAUGUGGCUCAUGCAUUCAACCAGUGGCAGGUCUGCCUUAGGGACAGCAUCCACCUGAAUCAGCUGCUUGGCUUCCCUCUGCCUGAGCCGGAUGUUGCACGGUUGUAUCAGGGGACACUGGUCCACCAGCUGGUCAACAGGAUGAGGAGAGGGGGAAGACUGAAGGCCUUCCUGAGGAGCGACCAGUCCAGCAUGAAGCAAUACCACACAAUGUUGUCUAUCAUCCAACAGUUUCAUGCCCAGGAGGAAUCCACGCCCUCAGAGACCCAUCAGAAAGCGGCAGCACGGAGUCAUCCUCUCAACGACCUCACGGCCAACCUGCAAUGGUUAUACGACAAUGAGGAAGUCAGCAGCACAGUGCGAGUGCAAGAGGAGCCGGAGCUGGUCGACCAAGUGUCAGUGAGAACUCGCUACAGAACCAAGGAGAGGAGAAACAGGAGCAACAAACCAGAGCUGGCCCGGAAGGAGGAGUGCCGAGGCCAAGACCUCCUCUGAUAAAGAGCUUGGCACUGACUGCUCUUUACUCAGCAAGACGACAUCAGAAAUCCUGUCAGGC
Messenger RNA from Acanthochromis polyacanthus (spiny chromis), 2071 nucleotides. Its product is annotated as protein asteroid homolog 1-like. The coding region runs from base 1 to 2010 and encodes 669 amino acids. Gene Ontology annotation, molecular function: nuclease activity. NCBI's taxonomy places the organism in Eukaryota, Metazoa, Chordata, Actinopteri, Pomacentridae. The transcript is spliced from 6 exons. The record is from RefSeq and is a predicted model, not a curated record.